Molecule: messenger RNA, 1966 nt
Organism: Adineta steineri
Lineage: Eukaryota; Metazoa; Rotifera; Eurotatoria; Adinetida; Adinetidae
Source: the annotation of a GenBank genome assembly
AUCAGCUAAAUUAAAAGAACAAUAUGGAUCAGGUUAUAAAUUGAUUAUUAAUAAACAUAGUAGUUGUCGUACAAAUGAUAUUAAAGCUGAAUUACGUAAUUAUUUACCGAAAUUAAAAGUUGAAACAGAUAUAUCUGAUGGUGAUGUCGUUUUUCGUACAAAUCAACAACCAAAUGAUCAGUUUGUUCAAGCAUUACAUCAUCUUGAAUCAAUGAAAAGAAAUAAUCGAAUUAAAAAUUAUGGAGUACAAAAUAGUACUAUGGAUGAUAUAUUCUUAAAAACUACAAAAGAUACAGAAGUUAAAAAUGAUUCAAGAUCAACAUCCAUUUAUACUAAUACGAUUGAAAAACAAUGUCGUCAUGUAUUUCAUCGUCAAUGUUUUUUUUCCGGUCCUCGUUAUUAUUUAAGUCAAUUUCAUGGAUUAUUAGCAAAAACUGUACUUGUUCAUUAUCGUCGUUGGGCAUUAACACUUAUUAUUUUAUUAUUACCAAUUCUAUAUAAUCUUUUAUCAAAUUUAAUAUCUCAAAGCCAAAAUGAUCCAGGAAUUUUUAAAAUGAAUUUCAAUUCUCUUAAUCCACAAACAAUUUUAUAUCAUACAGAUCCAAGUAUGAAUAAAUAUUUUCUUGCAUCUAUUAAUGGUGCAAAACUUGAACAAGGAUCAGGAAACAUAUCUGAGAUGAAUGAAAAUAUUUGGAAAAAACGAAUGAAUCGUCUAUAUACAUAUACAGAUAUUUAUCUUGGUUUUAAUAUUCCUCCACCAUAUGGAAAUAAAUAUAAAAUUGAAAUAUUAUCAUCAAAUUUAAUAUCAGGUUAUGUAGUUAUAUCUCUUGCAUCAAAUAUAUUCUAUAAACAUGCAUUAAAUGAUUCAAGUGCAUCGAUUCAAACAACACUUGUCUAUAAAAAAAAGGCAGAAAAUUUUACUGAAGAACCAUCGCUUGCUCAACUAUUGGAUAUGUAUAGUACGACAUCAUGUUUUUUAAGAAUAUUACCAACAUCACUUUCACUUGACUUAUUUGUGUUCUAUAUUUUAUUCUUUUAUACAACUGUAUUCUUAACUAGUGAACGAGAAGAUAGCUUUUUAUCAUUAUUAAAUAUUAGUGGUUUACAUCCAGCAUCAUAUUGGUUAUUUACUUAUCUAUUUGAUAUGAUAAUAUCUAUUAUAUGGUUUUGUUAUUUACUUGCAAUUUGUUGUAUAUUUGAUGCUGCUUUUAAAGGUCGACCAGAAAAGAAAUCAUUACAAGGUGUACUUGAAUUUCUUAGUUCAUGGGAUUUACGUACACAAUUUUAUCGAUCAUCCAUUUUAAUAGCAUUACCAACAUUACCAUUUGCUUAUUUAUUAACAAAACUUUUUAAAAAUGACAUUCUCGGUGGUAUAACCAUAUUUUUCAUAUUAAUAAUUCUUCAUUUUGUAAGUACGAUUACACAAUAUAUGGCACUAAUGAUUGAAAGUGCAUUUGUUCAAAAACUUUUAUAUUGGUUAUUUAAUAUCAUAUUUCCAACUGUCAAUUCUCAAGCUAUAAUAACUUAUAUCUUAACACGUAAAAGCGAAUUUUGUAAAGUAGUGAUUGCACUGUUUAUAAGAGACGAUCGCGAUAGAUUAUUUUUUAGACCUAUUGGUAAUGAUACAAUUGGUUGGAAUAUAGUCAUUCUUGUUUUACAUAUAGUUGUAUUCUUAUUCUUAUUAAUUAUUACUGAUAGUGGUUUGUUACAAUUUUCAUUUUCAUGUUUCUAUAAAUCAAAUUUUAAUGAAAAUACUCUUGAUGAUGAUGUUUUAACUGAACGUCAUCGAGUUUUAGGAACGCAAACACAUACAUUUGAAGAUGAAGAAAAUGUUGAUCAUUUAACAGUUAAAAAUCUUAUUAAAUAUUAUUCAAGAAAAAAAAUGUUAGCUGUUGAUCAUUUAACAUUUGGUGCAAGACGUGGAGAAGCAUUUGGUUUGCUUGGCUAUAAUGUAAAUAAACAAUAA